Molecule: messenger RNA, 1107 nt
Organism: Thyridium curvatum
Lineage: Eukaryota; Fungi; Ascomycota; Sordariomycetes; Thyridiales; Thyridiaceae
Exons: 2
Coding region: 1-1107 (368 amino acids)
Biological process (GO): regulation of transcription by RNA polymerase II
Molecular function (GO): DNA-binding transcription activator activity, RNA polymerase II-specific
Source: RefSeq, a predicted model, not a curated record
AUGGCUGCGGCCAGUGUAAGCGGAGAAGGAAGGGGAGACGAGUGCGACUACCUGCUGAACCCGCUCCCGGCCUCCCUCCGGCGCGCCGGCAUCACCGCCUCGACCUCGGCGACCGACGGAGGGGACACGCCUCCGCUCUGCCUCGACCCGGGCAUCGCCGACUUCGACAGCAUCGAGUUCCUCACCGCCAUGCCGUCCAUGCCGCUCGUGCUCUCGGCCCCCGAGCGCGCCACCUGGGAGCAGGCCCUGGGCGACACCUUCGCCGCCAACCCCUUCCUGCGGCACAACGUCUACGCCCUCGCCGCCAUCCAGCGGUACCGCACGGCGCCCCUGCCGCAGCGCGACCUGCUCGUCGCCGCCUGCGCCCACCACGCCGAGGCCUCGCGCCUGUUCCGCGCCGCCGUCGUCGCCCUCAACGAGCGCAACUGGCUCGCCGCCUACAUGUUCGGCGUCUCCAUGACCCUCUUCUACUUUUCCGUCGUCGAGGGCGGGCCCGCCGCCGCCGCCGCCGACCCUGCGGGAGCCUACUUCCACGACCACCUCGAGACCUUCUUCGCGCUGCGCAGCAACGCCUUCCUCGCCGUGCAGCUGCAGCCGUGGUUCGACCGCAGCCCGCUCCUGCACGUCAUCGCCGGCAACAUCCUGCGGCAGACGGAGCCCCUCGACGAGGCCUGCUUCGACGCGACCGAGGAGCUGCGGCACGCCGUCGAAGAAGGGGGCGGCCGCACGCUGCCGCGCAGGCAGGCCGACCGCGCGGCCCUGCGCGACGCCGCGCGGGCCCUGCAGGAGUGGGCCGUCGACACGCAGGGCCACCCGCACACCUGGAAGCACCUGAUCUGGUGGCCGGGCCGCGUCAGCCGCGAGUUCGUCUCGCUGCUCGUGCGGGGCGAGCCCGCGGCCCUCGUCGCGCUGGUCAACUGGUGCACCGCCGUCGCGCGGGCGCCGCGCCGCUGGUACAUGGACGGCUGGGUGCUGCGGACGGCGGGCGCCGCCAUGUACGGCCUCGGCCCGGAGUGGGACCCGCCGCUGCGGUGGCCGCGGCGCGAGCUGGCGGCGCGGUUGGCCGUGUCGCGGUACCCGCCGGUUGACUUGCUUGCCGGGGGGUGA